Messenger RNA from Thyridium curvatum, 687 nucleotides. RefSeq lists its product as uncharacterized. NCBI's taxonomy places the organism in Eukaryota, Fungi, Ascomycota, Sordariomycetes, Thyridiales, Thyridiaceae. The transcript is spliced from 2 exons. The record is from RefSeq and is a predicted model, not a curated record. The coding region runs from base 1 to 687 and encodes 228 amino acids.
AUGGAUCCAAAUUUCCUGGUAAGGCUUCUAUAUGGGGAUGGCCCUACUGCAAGCCAGUGGUCAGCAGCGAUGCAACGAGAAACCCUCGACCAGAUUGCCCUUGACUACACAGAUCGUGGUUCGACCGCCGAGGAGAUCGCCGAUUUUGUUCUCAGUCAAUACACCAAGGCCUCUUACCUCUACAAAUGGGUCAAAGACGAGCCCAUGGGGGCCCCUGAAAAAGUCAGGUCCGAAAUGUACGGUCACAUGCUGCUAUUCAAGCUCUUGAACGAAGAGGACCUUACCCACUGCGGCAAAGCUGCCAUACUCACGAAGUUGAGCGGGUUUUUCUAUCAGCCCGGUCGGCUUGCUUGUCCCCAUACACCAGGCUGCUCAGCCACCGCGUUGAACCCUUGCGAGCAUGUGAGAGAGAUGCUUGAACUCGCGGAUAAUCAACUCAAGAGCGCGUUGGAGUUGUUUGAUUUCCAGGUCGAUCCCGAAAACCCGGACCCCGAGCAACCCGUGAAAAAAGCUGGCAAGGAACUCGCUCUCCAGCUGCGCCGAUACAUUACAUACCAGCUCCACCCGGAAGAAAGGGGCGACGAAGAUGACGACUAUGAUAUCUCUAUGAGGAGUGGUCUGGAGAGUGAAGGUGAUGGGUCCGAUGACUGCAAGAAGCCCAACCUUAUUGAACUAACAGUGAUCUAG